Trachymyrmex cornetzi is the source of this 639-nucleotide messenger RNA. RefSeq lists its product as uncharacterized. The record is from RefSeq and is a predicted model, not a curated record. Lineage: Eukaryota; Metazoa; Arthropoda; Insecta; Hymenoptera; Formicidae. The transcript is spliced from 3 exons. Bases 1 to 639 code for a protein of 212 amino acids.
AUGGAAAAGUUCUAUAUGUGGUUAUCUCAGAGAAUGCAGGUCGGAAAUUUCAAUAUUACCGCGCGCGAUAACUAUAGUAACAAUCUGAGGUAUCGAACAAACCGUGCAUAUGCUUUAGUCGGAUUCAAUAUUGAAGACUUCGUUCGUCGUGCGAAAACAUCCGUCCGAAUGGCUGAAGAAAAGCAAGAUAAAGAAAUCAAGAAAGUGACCGAGAGGGUAAUCUCUAUAACGAAACGUGGUGAUGUCUUAAAAAACGAAGUAGCCACUGAUAAUAUUCGCAAGGAAACUAACUUCCUCGAAAGCUUGUCGCGAUGGUCAUGGCCGCAGAAGUACGAGCAUCUGACCGGGCAAUUUUUCAGCCAGAUGCUGGCGGAGGAAUGCAGAAAAGCGGGACUUCCGGCGAACACUUUCGAGCGUGACCCGCCGGAAGACGUAGCCGAACAUUCGCCGAUUCCUUUGAAAGCUUCACCAGCCUUCCCUAGGACGACAUCCGCCCAGAUCGGCCAUCGUUCAUCCCGCACGGAAUACAGCUUGGAAUUCAUGGGUCGUCUCUACAUCUCGCCAAAGUGGACGAUCGAUCCUCCCGCGGAUACCCCGGAAUUACGUACGAUGCAACAAAAAUUUAUAUUUCUAGGUUGA